GGCGGAGAUUGAGUUGGGGUUAGGGGUUUUGGCAAGAUAGGAGGAGGAGAGACCGGAGAGGGAGAGACAAUGGAUCAUCUUUGGCUUGCUCUUCUGGUUUAGGGUUUUUGGAGGGAAAGGUUCAUAGGUUCUUGUGUGUUUAGAACAAAAUCAAUGAAGCUGUGUGGUGUGGAGGAAAAAUAUCUUCCUUUCCUUUUUGCCUUUUGGGAUAAACUAAGCCAAAUGGGUUGUUUAGAGAUGCUCUCUUAUCUACCAGAAUUUCAAUAAUCUCCAUCAAUGGAGACUCUCAACCCCACCCACAAGACUCAUUUCUUCCAAUCGUCUCUUCUCCAGUACUCCUUCACCUUCAAGCCCCGAACUAAAACCCUGUACGGCAACAGGACUCUGCCAUUCGCCAUUACUAAAUGCAAGCUAAGAACCUCCCAAGAUGUCAAAAACAAGGACAAGAAUAUACCCACGAAGAUUCAGUUACCGGCAGUGGCGCCACCAGUUGAAGAGGCGGCUGGGAAUGGGAAGGUUGUGGUGAAGGCAACGGGUGGAGGUGGGGUUAUGGUGGUGUUCAAGAGAUUAUCUCGAAAGGUUUUGGCUGUUUUGUCUAAUUUGCCCUUGGCUAUUGGAGAAAUGGCCACUAUUGCUGCUUUAAUGGCUAUAGGUACUCUCAUUGAUCAAGGUGAAGCUCCAGAGCAUUAUUUCCAACAGUUUCCAGAAGAAAAUCCUGUCUUGGGAUUCAUCACUUGGAGAUGGGUUCUCACACUUGGGUUUGAUCAUAUGUUCUCAUCUCCAGUUUUCCUAGGAAUGUUGGUUCUUCUUGCUUUAUCACUGAUGGCCUGCACUUAUACAACACAGAUUCCCAUGGUGAAGGUUGCAAGAAGAUGGAAGUUUUUACAGUUGCCUGAGUCUGUCCUCAAGCAGGAAUUUUCAGAAACUCUACCAAGGGCUUCCAUACAAGACUUGGGUGUCAUACUUAUGGGAGCUGGAUACGAGGUAUUCUUGAAAGGACCAUCUUUAUAUGCCUUCAAGGGGCUGGCUGGUCGGUUUGCCCCUAUUGGAGUACAUUUAGCAAUGCUGCUAAUAAUGGCAGGCGGAACUCUCAGUGCGACUGGGAGCUUCAGAGGUUCAGUAACAGUUCCACAGGGGCUGAAUUUCGUCGUAGGGGAUGUGCUGGCUCCAAUUGGUUUUCUUUCUACUCCUAGUGAAGCUUUCAACACUGAAAUUCAUGUCAACAGAUUUUUCAUGGACUACUACGACAGUGGAGAGGUGUCACAGUUCCACACUGAUCUUUCUCUGUUUGACCUAAAUGGGAAGGAGGUGGCAAGGAAAACAAUUAGUGUAAAUGACCCCUUAAGAUAUGGAGGGUUCACUAUAUACCAAACAGAUUGGAGUAUUUCAGCACUCCAAGUACUCAAGGACGAUGAGGGACCCUUCAAUUUGGCUAUGGCACCUCUAAAGACUAAUGGAGACAAGAAACUUUUUGGGACAUUCUUACCAGUUGGGGAUGCCAGUUCUUCUGAGGUAAAGGGAAUAUCAAUGCUUGCUCGAGAUCUACAGUCAAUUGUCUUGUAUGAUCAAGAAGGGAAAUUUGUUGGAGUACGGAGACCCAACUCUAAUCUUCCAAUUCAGAUUGAUGGAACGAAAAUUGUUAUUGUAGAUGCAAUUGGUAGCAGUGGUCUUGAUUUGAAGACUGACCCUGGGGUGCCAAUUGUUUACGCUGGAUUUGGUGCUUUGAUGCUGACAACGUGCCUCAGUUUCUUAUCUCAUUCACAGGUAUGGGCCUUCCAAGAUGGCACGAUGGUGAUUGUUGGAGGAAAGACUAACCGAGCGAGAUCUCAAUUUCCAGAGGAAAUCAAUCGCUUGCUUGACCAUGUCCCAGAAAUUGUCAAAGCUCCUGCUUCUAAGCAAUCUAAUAGCACUGGUAGCUAGCUUUUAAGAUAUCAAAUUAAAUCAAUGAGCAUUUCAAGCAUUGUCAUACUUCCGACUUGAAUUCUGAGAUGAAGCUGAGAGGUCAAUUCAGUCAGUUUCGCUGGUGUUGUCCACACUUGACCUCAAGUUAAUUCCUUGAGCCAGAUUCAACACUUUGGCAGGGAAGGUGAAUCCUCUCAUCAUAAAUAUAUAUUAAGUCUGGCAGAUAUUGGAUUUUAUUUGGUGAAAAUGUUGGCUUAAAUUUUGAUAUUGUCUUUUUUUUACCCAGUUUCACAUUCUUUGAUUGCUGUACUAAUUACAAAUACAACUACAGAAUGAAAGGUCUACACUCUUACAUGUCAUUCUUGUAAGUCAUCUGUGUUUAAUUCUGUCUUUGUCAUUGUUACAUGUUCUGUUCUUCUGAUAAUAGGAGAGUUGAGGACCGCAAACACGCUGUGCUACGAAAACUUAAGAAAUUUUUUGAGACGCUGGCUGAUGAGCUGCUAGAAUUUUAUUUGUUUUCCUCUCCGAUUCAUAAAAGGUAUUAACCUAUGCAGAUAAAAACACUUACUUAUGCAUCACAAACAUUGCAUGCUUCGUUCACGAAAAGUCACUUGUGAUAUUGAAAGAUGUCUAAAGGUCGGCAUUACUGGUACAUUAGGUGCGUGCUUCACAACUGACGUAAACAUCAUAUCUGUGCUUAAGGUUCUCACAAUGACAGUUGAGUCUUAGAAGGGCGUGCAUAAGUAGCUUUUAUCGCUGUAUUUGCAUUAUUUUUGACAUCAUCGAAGCUUUAAUCCCCAGCAAGUUUGGAUCAGCGACAUAAAUCGAUGAGAGAAAUUAGUUGAAAUUCAUUACAUAGAUUCUCCUUAUUAUUUGUCCCAACGAUUACUGCUUGCUUUUAGACUCUUUCAUGUUCAUGGGAUGUGAUAAAGUUUUACCACCCUACUCCAA
Messenger RNA from Tripterygium wilfordii, 2853 nucleotides. Its product is annotated as cytochrome c biogenesis protein CCS1, chloroplastic. The record is from RefSeq and is a predicted model, not a curated record. The transcript is spliced from 9 exons. Bases 277 to 1920 code for a protein of 547 amino acids. NCBI's taxonomy places the organism in Eukaryota, Viridiplantae, Streptophyta, Magnoliopsida, Celastrales, Celastraceae.